AUGCUCUUCUCCAACAUUGUCGGCUUCGUCGCGGCUGCCUUCGCCGCCACCUCCAUGGUGUCCGCCGCCCCCUCGGUCGGCUCGGGUCUCUCCCAGAAGGCGCAGGACCUCACUACGCGCGACAUUGACGUCGGCGCUGCUCUGGCUGUCAACAUCGACGCCGGUGCUUGCGGUGGUCUCGGUGGCGUUCUCGUCGACCUCAAGGUCGCCAUUCACGACGCUUGCUCGCCCCUCCUCUCUAUUGGAGCCGGCGCCGAGGUCGAGCUUGGCGUCGUCGUUGACGUCCACGCCAAGGUCGUCGCUGCCCUCAAGGUAGCGAUCGACGCUUGCAACAAGAUCGCCGCCGGUGGUGCUGUCUCCGUCAGCUUGACUGUCGUUCUCGCUGUUGUCGCGGAAAUCUGCGCUAUUCUCCAGAUCCUGGUUGCCGUCCUCGCCAAGCUUACCUGUGGUUGCGUUGCUGCUGAGCUCGCCGCCCUCGUUGUCGAGGUCGAUGCUCUUCUCGCUGCCCUCCUCAAGGUCGUUCUCACCAUCGUCGGUGGCCUCGCCGCCAACCUCAUUGGCGCUCUUGUCGGCGCUCUCCACCUCGUUGGCUGCCUCGACAUCUUUGUCGCCCUCAAGUUCGUUGCCACCCUCGGUGUCUUCGGUCUCUGA
This is a messenger RNA of Peniophora sp. CBMAI 1063, 651 nucleotides long. Lineage: Eukaryota; Fungi; Basidiomycota; Agaricomycetes; Russulales; Peniophoraceae. The record is from the annotation of a GenBank genome assembly.